AUGAUGCUGUGUCGUACUUUUUUUUCUAUUAUUUUGCUGUUUAGCAUUGUUUGUGUGUGGGUGGCGACUGACGUAUCUGCAUCUACUGGACAAGGUGCAGGGGAAGACGGUGGUGGAGUUAUUAAACGUACCCCAGGUCCUACAGCUUCUUGUCCUGCUGGUGAGGGAAGUGACGUUAAUUGUCCAUCUGAGAGUGCUGAGACGUCUUGUUCUCCUGAUGCUAAUGAUGGACGUACUUGUGCUAAACCCGAAGCGGAAAAGGCGAAAACAAACGUGUCCAGUGCUGCUGCUGGUCCUUCAGGUGGAAGAAGUGAACAGGGUUCUACCGGUCAUGCUACUGCUACUCAAGGUCCCCGACGCGAACCUGGACUUCCGGAUCAAAUGUCUGUGGUAUCGAGUUCUUCUGGUCAAGGACAAGCUGAUCAAUUGGCAGAGACGUUAAGAGAUCAGGAUACAGAAAAUAAUUUGGAUGAUCGUGCAUCUGAACGAAGUGUCAGCAAUAAUAAGGAAGCGGAACCCAUCAAAAAAGAGCAGGAGCAAGAUGAACAAUUAAAAAAUACUGUCAAUGAGGAACAGCGUCCUCCCGCUGGAGAUAGCAAAAAGCCCGAUACAUCUGUUUCCCAAACUAAUGCAAGCAGCACUACACCAUCAAGAGAAGAAACUGCUGGUGGUUCGCACUUAGAAGAACCUUCAGCUCCCACACCCCAAAAUACAGGUGAUACUCCUUCUAACAGUUCAACUGUGGAUAAUCCAGUGGGUUCAGAUGCUGCAAACAAUGUGAGCAACGCUGCCACUUCAUCUGCAGAGAGUGCAUCAACAAGUAACCACGAAGGUGAUGUAAGUAAUACAACUACCACCACCACCACC
Trypanosoma theileri is the source of this 867-nucleotide messenger RNA. RefSeq lists its product as uncharacterized. The transcript has a single exon. The record is from RefSeq and is a predicted model, not a curated record. NCBI's taxonomy places the organism in Eukaryota, Euglenozoa, Kinetoplastea, Trypanosomatida, Trypanosomatidae. The annotation marks the transcript as partial.